Molecule: messenger RNA, 4219 nt
Organism: Acipenser ruthenus (sterlet)
Lineage: Eukaryota; Metazoa; Chordata; Actinopteri; Acipenseriformes; Acipenseridae
Product: P2Y purinoceptor 1-like
Exons: 1
Coding region: 160-1284 (374 amino acids)
Biological process (GO): G protein-coupled receptor signaling pathway
Cellular component (GO): membrane
Molecular function (GO): neuropeptide receptor activity
Source: RefSeq, a predicted model, not a curated record
CUGCGCUGUAAACAGGAGAUACUUUACCUGAAAGCGAAACAUAAGUCAUAGCAAUACACAGCUGAUGCAAUCAGUGUGUCUUGGCGCACCAGCAGGGAUUGGGUUGGUGCUACUGCAAAACUUUGGAACUUGAAGCCUUGACAGUGCAGUUCAACCAAGAUGUUUCUUUUUUCCCUCGCUGUUGUUGUGGUGCAUGGUUUUUACUUCAGCGCUGCAGACGCAUCUAUUCGGAAUGUGAAGUCAAGCAACAUGAGCGCAGAAAACAACAGCCGGUGCAGCGUGGUAGACAAGACCUUUACCUCAGUAUUCUUGCCGAGUGUUUAUGUGAUCGUGUUCUUUAUCGGUGUCAUCAGCAAUUGCUGGGGAUUACGGAGUUUACUUGCAAAAUGGACAGCAAUCGGCUGCAUAAACGUGUUUGUUCUGAAUCUUGGCAUUGCGGACCUACUGUAUGUAAUCACAUUACCUUUUCUGGUCUGUUACUAUGCCAUGGACAGAAAGUGGAUCUUCGGGCACGCCUUCUGCAAGAUAACUCGAUUUUGUUUCAAUCUUAAUUUAUACGGGAGCAUUGGAUUCCUAACAUGUAUCAGUGUUUACCGGUAUUUGGGCAUUGUCCACCCAAUGAAAGUGAUGGGUAGAAUCCGAGUGUGUCAUUCAGUCAUAAUAUCUGUCAUAACCUGGGUUCUGGUCGUUGCUCAAAUUGUCCCAGAUUUGUACUUCAAUAAAUCAAAUCAAAAUUCUACCGCCUGCUACGACACUACAUCAAAUGACGAAAUCUACGAGUACCUGCCGUAUAGCAUCGGAUGGACUAUCACUGGAUUUUGUAUACCGUUGCUUGUUAUUUUGGUGUGCUAUGGUCAUGUAGCAUUCGUUCUCACCAACAGGAAAAAGCCCAGCGUGAACUCUUUGAUGAAGCAGCGAUGCUUGAAACUGAUUGUAAUCCUCACAGUGUUAUUUGUCGUGUGCUUCAUACCCUAUCACGUUUUAAGGAAUCUCAAUUUAAAGACAAGGGUAUUGCAAAUUGAAGGGGAAUGCAGUGACGCUUUCAAUCACAUCUAUGUGUCGUAUCAGGUGAGCAGAGGACUUGCUUGUCUGAACAGCGCUAUGAAUCCCUUAGUUUAUUUGGUAACCAAUGACAAGGUCAUUAGAAAGAUGCGCGUUCUUAGUAAAACGGCCAGAAGUUCACUGGGGCAUUUAUCAGCUCGAAAAUACACCGCCGUCGAUGUACAGGUCCGUUACAACCCGCGAAGAGACGAUUCACUCUUAAAAACGGACUCGGGCUCCUAAAACAAUGUCAAGUCCUGAAUGGUUACAAUAGUGUGUUAAACAAAUCCUUCAAAUGUUGAAUAUUGAAUGUGAAAUCUGAAAAGAGACUGAACAACAUGACGCUUCUGAAUUGAAAACAGCUCCUUUUAAUGCCCAAUAUGUUUAUACCAUAGCGAAGUACAGACAUACACAGCAUGCAGUCAGAUUUAGUGCAGCCGCGCUGGCUUCUUUCCAGCUUGUGUACGAACAGCACUCUAUAGUGUAUUCUGUAUGAUAAACUAAUAAUGCCCGAAGCAUUUCUAUAUUGCACUGUAUAUUAAGUAGUCUAUUUCAUCUGGUACUCGGUGUUACUGUAAAUAAUCAUGUACAUUGUAUUAAACUAUUUCAAACAGGGAAUAUUACUGCACUUAUGAAAUUUGAUUCAGCAACAUUGCCAAUCAACAGCGACUCACUUUACAUCGACAAUGCUCUGACUUUAUGAUUAAGAUAUCUUCUAGUCGUUUAUUUUGUAUCAACAAAUCAUAAAAUACUGCACUGAUAUUAGUAAUACAUUACUGGUGAGGUUUGAUCAGGAAUCCUUUACUAAAUCACAAUUUGUUUCCCCAAAACCUUUAGACCCUUUGAGUCUCUGUCAGAUGGCAAGUUUGCUGUUUAUUCGCCGGGCAGGACCAUUGAAAUAUUAUUCUAUACAGCAGAUGCUUUUUAAAGUGUGGAAGUCAAGUAGACACAUAUUUCAGUACCUUCAUUAAAGGCAUCAGAUAGUGCAUCAGUCAAUGUUUUUAAAAGCAGUGGAUGGAAAAAUAGAUUUCUGCAAGACAACAUAUAUUUUGAUAUCUUGAUACAUUGCCUCAGUAGCAGAACAUUGCAAGGAAUGUCUUUGUUUAUGUUUUCAAAACUCAAAUGAGGAAAUAUCUGGCCUAAUUUGCAGAACUGCAUUUAAAACAUGCUUUGAAUUUUUGUUUUGUUUUUAAAAUAGCAAGAUGCUUGUCUAGCAAAGUGUAAUGAAGAGCAGAACAGGACAUUUUCUGAAACAAGAUUUGUCUGACUUAUCUGUUCUAAAGUGGUUCCAGAAAAUCCCCAGUCAAGUUCACACAACGUUUUUCUUAUUUAUAUGAGCAGCCUUCUGUUAACACUUGAUUAGUCUCCUUCCCUUUGGCAGGGGGAAACAUCUGUCCUAAAGAUAAAACUGACGAUUUGGACACAGAAUCUGAAACAUGCCGUAACACUGGCAUUAGGUUGUGGGGCCACCAUUAGCAGGCAACAUACCUGAGAGGUGUUUAAUAUGCACUUCACAGUGCUUACAACUUUCCUUCAGGUAAAUUGGAGAUGAAAAAAAACAAAGUGUGUUCAUCAAACCACAGUAAUCUACAGUAUAUCGGUCCGUCAGAUUGCUGUCUUGCUCGUCAUGACUAAAAGUAACUUGCAACAGGAAGUAAUUAGGUGCAGCACUGUAUCAGUAUAAAUAUUAUACAUGUCUUCAAUGUUUGUGUGUGUGUAUACAGUAUUUACUCGAAUUUAAGUCACACUUUUGUGGCUAAAAUAAAAGUUCAAAUUUGGGGGGAGCGACUUGGAUUCAAGGUUUUUAGUUAGGGUACCAAUUUACAUUUGCGCAUGUCAGUUAUUCUGAUGCGCUUGAACAAGACCAACUGUACACAGUACUGCCCACUACAGAUAUUACUCUCUGGACUGUACCGGUAUAUUAAAAUGGCUGCACAGCGAACUUCAGGAACAUUCUUUUUAAUGCAGCUUUUAAAAGAAAAGUAAUUUUGUUUACUGAGGAAAUGACAGAGUCAUGUUGGCCAAAUUAAACAAACGAGGACAAUAAAGCAGACUGAAGUUCAAAGUAAUUUACCCUUUCACAGCUACCAUAAACUGCAGUGACUGGCGUUCAAUACUGAAAGUACUGUACUGUACAUAUUUUCUUUUUCCAUUUCCAUUUGUAAUAUAGUAGGUGAAGUACUCUGAUGCUUUAAUGUACAGUAAUGCAGUGUUCCCUGCUGGCACCUAGAAAUUAAAUAAUUUAACCAUUCAUUUUUUUUUUCAUUAAGAGUUAAAAGUGACUUGCAUUCAGGGUCUUUUUUUUUUGGUGUCCGUAUUUGUGGGUGCGACUUGAAUUCAGGGGCGACUUAAAUUCGAGUAAACGCGGUAUAUAUAUAAAUAGUUCCCAUAAUGCCAUCUCACAUUGUAUAUGUUAAAUUACUUAGAAAAGGUUGCUUGCUAUAAUACCAUGAAAAUACAAUAUAAUCUAGCAAGUAAAAAUAGUAUUUUGGAAAAAAAAUCAUUCUGCUCUCGAAUAUAAAAAUAAAUGUCUGGUUUAUGGAUUAUGUAGUGCACUUCUUACAGUGUUUUGUGUGGAUUUUGUGUGUACUGUGCACUGCUGUAUUAUGAUUUAAAUGUUUGUUGUGCACUGUUGUUUUAGGUCGGCAGGGAAGAGUUAAUUGCCUGCCAAAUCAGUUCACAUGCAGAAUGUGCCUGAGCCUGAUUGAAUGAUUAAGAAUCAAUCAAGCUCAGGUAUAGCUGCAUAACAGGCAGGAACCUCUCAGUCUUGGUUGGGUGUUCAGGGAGAAAGAACGGGAUUUGGACCAGCUGUUUUGUAUCUUUUUGUUUGUUUUGGCCAACAUGCCUUUUGGUUUGUUAAGUGUUUUUGUUUUGUUUAAGCCUUUUAUUUAAUAUAAUAAAUACACGCAUCAGCGCUUCAUCCUGCAGUACUGUGUCUGUCUAUUUCCUGGUCUGGCGUGACCACCAAGCCAUCCAUGUGACAGCCACACCCUCAGCAAAGAAGAGCUCAACUACUGUGUGACGUGAAGGGAGCCAUUGGCAGUAGUGGAAGCUAUCAAGCACUUUCGCCCCUACCUCUCCGGCCACCGGUUUGAGCUCCACACCGACCAUGCAGCGCUAAGUGGUUGGCUCGAAACGCUCCAGACUUUCGACUGUACCAUUUAGCAUUGACCUGGGG